Messenger RNA from Bemisia tabaci, 3127 nucleotides. RefSeq lists its product as uncharacterized. The record is from RefSeq and is a predicted model, not a curated record. Lineage: Eukaryota; Metazoa; Arthropoda; Insecta; Hemiptera; Aleyrodidae.
AUUUUCGGUCGGCAAAAAAUUUUCAUCAACCCAGAAAUACCGUAACUAUUUUUUGACUUUUAAUUAUUUUAUUCAAUUAACUUAAAGUGUCGAAAUUUGUCUGUGUUACCUAACUCGAGACACUUUUCUCUAUUCAAUUUCCUAGUUUUUUUAGUGUGGACCUGCCCAAAUGUUCAUUUUUUUUUGGGCGGAACUUUCUUCGCGCGGAGUUUGCCCGCUCGCGCUUGGGAGCGUUGAUCUUUAGUCAUGUGUUGGUUUGUUGAUUUCGUUUCUCGACCCAUUUGCGAACUGAUUUUCCGGACCUGCUUCCCAUGAUUGAUUUCUCAGGUGAUGUUAAUGACAAACCAAGCUCUUAAUGGAUUAUGUUAACCAGCAAGUGGAGAACUCAACUAAGUAGUCAGCGCUGGAUUUCUCUUUUCAAACUAUAUGGAACCAUCAAAUGAAUGUUGUAACAAACUGCAGUAGAAAAAUCAAUUGUUUUUGCCGUUCAAUCCAUCAAAGUAUUGCAAUUUUAUUACAUCAAAUUAUUUACGAUUGAAUAAUUUAUCGCAAUCUGCCAGUGGAGGUGAGUGAGUCCAAUUUUUAUCAAAUUCAUAACCGUACUGAAGAACUCUCAUCUUUACGAAUCAACUCUGGUUCAUCCAAAUCUCGACCAAGCAGAAGAUAUUUUUGUCAAGGUUGUCAACUGUGAUUCAGAGAAGUUCCUGUUGACUUGCUUAGUCCUGGUCACCCUCUGAAGUAAUUGGUUCAAAUUGAAAGUCAGCUUUUAGUGCAAGCAAUAUAGUAAAGAAAUGGAAUUGAAUACAGAGUCAGUAGUGCUACCUGAUGAUCAAAAUAAAAUUUUUUGUGACCGGAUGAUCCCGUGUAAGGAAGAUGGUUCUGUAAAAAAUGUAUCAACUGUUGGAGAUAGUCCUGAAUUUUCAUCCAAAGAAGAAACUGACAGCUCUAAUAGCAGUUUAUCUCCCAUUGUGGAAACAACUAUGGUGUGCAAUGAAAAAGCCAGUUCACCUCUGAACUCGAAAUUCCCAGACUUAUCUACCUUUCCUAAUGGAAGUCUAACAGACGAAGAAAAUCUUACAACAUUUGACAGCAAAAAGAAAAAUGGAAUCUUGGGACCUACUUCUGAAAAGCUGCAAAGUGUGCAUUUUGAAGUUUCCGAUGCCAAGAAAAUUGCCAUUGUUGAGGAUGAUUCCCGUAAGCGCAAUGAUGUCAACAAUGGGAAGACCUGUCUGCCGAUUGAGAACGACUUCAGUGAUAUACUCAAGUGUUCUCAGUUUGUAAGGACAGAGAAGAAAGAAUAUUCUACUGAUGCCGUGAAUCUAGACGAAUUGGAUCAAUCAGUGUCAAAAAUCUUAAAUUCGACAAAGAAUGUUUCUGCAACAAAGAAUGAUGGAAAGACUGAACCCUCAGUAAGCACUGGACUAGAUUCAGAGACUGCUGUAGGGAAGGGUGACCAUACAUAUCACCUACCACUCUCAAAAUUAGAAAACGGUGGGGGAGAUAUUGCGAACAAGGCUACACCCCAAAAUGUCUCUAGCUUAGAAAAGUUAAAUGACCACUUGCGACCGAUUCUUGAUGCUAACUCUAACCUUUCAUUGACAAAUUCAAAUGGUGAGGUUUGUGAGUUUCCCAUUAGUUCCAUUGAAUCCUCCAUUCAAAAUUUUAAAGGUUCAAAACAGGAGAAUCUUUCAUCACUCAAAAGUAAGUGCACAUUGUCAACUGAAGAGAAGGAGGAACCAACCUUAAAGCAAAACGUUGACAUAGUGACCAAAGAGAUUCAAGAAUCGUCCACUUCUUUGCUUGGAACCAAAGUCACAUCUGUUUCAAAUGAUGCAUGCAGAAAUGAGUCUACUUCAAUGGAGACAGACAAUCAGCUUACCAAAGAAAAGAUAGAAAGCUCCUCUAUCCCAUCAUCCUCGUCGGAAUCGCAAUUGAAAUGUGUAAGCACAAAUAUCAGUGCUCAAAGUCCAGAAGGAGAAGGAAUCACACCUAAGCAACUAGCCAAAUCUGAUGAUGUUCAAGCCGAAAGUCCUGUCAACGAUAAAAGUACAUCCAAGGAUGCGGGAAAUGCCAGCUCGGAAGAAUCCGUCUCAACUGAAAUGAGUUAUGACUGUAACGAGUGUGGUGCAAGAAUGAAAACGCAAAACUCUCUUUUCACCCACAAAAAAAUGCAUCUAAGAGGGUCCAUUGCAUCGGCGACAAUCCUCAAGCGAAAAUUUGAAGCAAGCGAAGAAAAUGAGGCUCCGAAAGAGGUGAAGCGCAAAAGAGGAAGACCUAAAUUGAUUAAAUCAGAAAAAAGUGUGAACGCUGACGAUGUGACUCCUUUGAAAGAGAAUGUUGCCAAGAAAGUUUUGAGAAAAGUGGUGCCUGCAGUUGAAGUGAAGAAGUCCCAAUCGAAGCAAAAGGCAAAUGAAGUGAAAGAAAACAAAAUCUCCAACAACGAUAGGGCAACGAGAAGAGUAAGGAAUCUGAAACUGCGCGAGCCUGUCCUGGCUAAAGUCAACUCAAACAAGCCAAAAAAUACUUUGAAGUCUGAAAAUCGCGACAUUGGUCCCACCAAAGAGUAUCCUAAAAUUGAAUCUGUUCAAGCCAAAGGGAAAACCAAAAACUUUUAUUCCACUACUGUUGAAAGAGACCUGCAGCGGAAAUUUGUGUGUUCAGAGUGUGGAGCUAAAUUCAAACGGAAUGACCAUUUGAAAAGGCACCAGUUGCUGCACUCGGAGAAAACAUUUCAAUGUUGUGACUGCGGUAUGAAAUUUUAUCGUGGUGACAAACUGAAGCUGCACACUUUCAGGCACCAUCUUAAAGUGUCUUCAUCGGCUGCCAAAAGUAAUAUUAUGAGCAAGGCCAAUAAAUCCGCCAAGGUUGUAAAUCCUAAAGUGAACUUGAAAAAAGUGGCAGUUGUGAAGGUUUCGAAAAUUCCAAAAAGAAGCGUAGAAUGUCACAGGUGCGGGAUUCAAUUCCGGCGUAUCAUUCCACCUAAGACUGAUAAGUCCGGUCUAAGCCGACGCAAAAACUCUUGCUGUAUUAGUUGCGGAGCCAAAAUGCUCGAUGAAAUUAAUUGAUUUUUUUUCUUUGUUUUAUGUUUUUUUUUUUUUCAUUUUACACCAUAGUUUCCUCUUCCUUU